AAGAAGACAGAAACAUCCGGGUAUUGUUGUGCCACCGCUGAAGGAACGGAUGAUAGACGGAUAGAUCUUUACGAAUUCUACCGAUAACUAAAGCCUUUCUUUAUUCGUUAACAUGGCGGCAAAUGACGCCGAGUUCGGGUUGGAAACCUGCAAAACAUCCAGGAGCUCGAAGCAUUGCUCACGGUCCAGAUCGCGCUCAGUGGAGCGGAAGCGAAAGUCAGGAGACAAGAGGCACAGAAGAAGCCACAGCAGAAGCAAAGAGCGUGCUAAUGCACGAAGAGACACUCUGAACAGAAGACGCUGCUGACAGAUAGCAAAAUUAUAUGCCUACUACCUGGACAGAGACCAAUUCUUCUUAAAACAGGCACGGAAGAAAGACUCUGAGAAAGCUCUGAAAUGUCAGAGUGGAUCAGAGGAGAUGUCCGAUAAAGGCAGAGACAGGCUGUCUGAAGAAGUGGAGGAACGACAUCGCAGAAAAGACAAGAAGUCCUCCAGGCCAAGAAGCCUAUCGAGAUCACGUUCAAAGGAAAGACGACAUCACGGUCGAAACUGGGACAAAAGAAGAUCCCGCUCACGCAGUGGUGAACGGCGAUCGAGGAGUCGCGAGAAAAAGAGACGGGCCAGGUCUCGCUCGAACUCCAGAAGCAAACACAGACAUCACAGCAGGAGCCGGAGCAAGAGCAGGGAGAAGAAGAAGAGGACAGAGAAAGCGCGGAGAAAAAGUCGCAGUCGGUCAGUUAGCCCUGUGACCUUCAGGGGUAGAAACACAGCCAUGGAUGCUCAGGAAGCAUUGGCUAGAAGGUUGGAGAGAGCAAAGAAGCUUCAGGAACAGAAAGAAAAAGAAUUGUUGGAAAAACGGCAACAAGAGCAAGCAGCAGCGGUUGCUCCACUGUUGUGUGAUCCGGCCACCACUGCUCCCAGUCCAGCGCUGAACGUCGCAGCUCUGCUGGCCUCGGGCACACAGGUCACCCCCCAGAUCGCAAUGGCAGCUCAGAUGGCAGCGCUUCAGGCCAAGACACUGGCAGAGACUGGCAUUGCUGUGCCAAGCUACUACAAUCCCUCAGCGGUCAACCCAAUGAAGUUUGCCGAGCAGGAAAAGAAGAGGAAAAAGUUGUGGCAAGGGAAGAAAGAAGGGGACAAGUCACAGACAGCUGAGCUUUGGGAGAAGCUGAAUUUUGGCAAUAAAGACCAAAAUGUGAAAUUUCGCAAGCUUAUGGGAAUUAAAGGUGAAGAGGAAGCCACUUCAUCAGGAGCCACUAACGAAGAAGGUCUUAAAACCUUGCAGCAGCAGGAAGAGAUGUUUCGCAACCUGGACGUCCAGUACGAGAUGGCCCGCUCACAGACACACACGCAGAGGGGAAUGGGCCUUGGUUUCUCCUCCUCUUUUUCAUCAAGGGGAAUGGACGCUGUCUGAACACUCUGUACUCGUGCUUCUCGUCUCUGUAAAUUCUGGCCGACGUUGCCCCUGUAAAUCUGGUUUGUACGUGCGUGUAGAGAAUGCUGGUGCAUUAGCUUGCAUGUAUAAUUCAUCAGACCUGUUGUUUUAUUCAUUUUGCAAAAUUCACAUGUAAAUACAGUUGAUUGCACAAACAUAUAUUGUUGCUUGGUCUCUGACAAGUGUUUAAUAUUGUAAAGCUUCCAUUUGGAUUUUGGGUGGGGAAUGUAUAUUUCACUGUGUUUGUACUAGAGCCAGACCGAUUUUAGGCAUUUUCCAUAAUAUCGGUAUCGGCAGUUAUAAUGGCCGAUAAAUUAAUAUUUAAAAAAUAAAAUAAAAACGGACGAAA
Molecule: messenger RNA, 1784 nt
Organism: Pimephales promelas (fathead minnow)
Lineage: Eukaryota; Metazoa; Chordata; Actinopteri; Cypriniformes; Leuciscidae
Gene: rsrc2
Product: arginine/serine-rich coiled-coil 2
Source: RefSeq, a predicted model, not a curated record